Messenger RNA from Diaporthe amygdali, 3954 nucleotides. RefSeq lists its product as uncharacterized. NCBI's taxonomy places the organism in Eukaryota, Fungi, Ascomycota, Sordariomycetes, Diaporthales, Diaporthaceae. Gene Ontology annotation, cellular component: membrane. Gene Ontology annotation, molecular function: metal ion transmembrane transporter activity. The transcript is spliced from 9 exons. The coding region runs from base 1 to 3954 and encodes 1317 amino acids. The record is from RefSeq and is a predicted model, not a curated record. Gene Ontology annotation, biological process: transmembrane transport; metal ion transport.
AUGUCUACUCAACCAUCUCUGUCACCGGCGGAAAGCGACUCUGCAAUUUACGCGACUGCGCGAGAGUCUCUGGUGAGACUGCUUUCAGCAAACGACUUGCAAAGCUCUUGUCUAUCGGUCGAGCCUCAUGACUUGCGGGAUAUACGCGACUUACGAUGUCAUUUCUUUGGCUGCCUCGGUAUCAACAGGCGGCUUCAAGUACUGGCCAAUGCCGCGGAUCCUAUUUGGGCACAGGCCGAGGCGCUGGAAAUCAAAGAUACCGAGCCUGUCCAGAAGAACAACUCGAAAACCCCGCCUAUUGGCUCCAUAGACCCGGAUGAGUACCAGCCAAGUAUGAGAUAUGUUACGGCUCUAAGUUUACAAGCUGAAUUGAAGCGAAUAUCGGUUCUACGCAGAACCCCAGCACUCAGGGGGCUGGUCCGCGAGGUUCAGCGAAGUCUUGUCGCAUGGAGAGAGGAGAACAGAAAGAAUAUCGACGAUGUUGAGAGACUCAGGAUCGAUACGACUCACUUCCGCCUGAUGCUACCCCCCGAGACCCCUAGAAGCCCGCGCCAACCAGGAACUCGACGUGCCGUAGCUAGCCCAUCUCAAGAUCCAGGUCCUCCGAUCACCAGAGAACGGCGUCGCACAACGAAUUUGACCCAAGGCAGCCUCACUGAGCACGACGACUUCUCGCGAAUGCUGAAGAAGAUAGUCGACGAAGAGCGCGAGAAGAACAACGAAGAUAUGCCAGAGGACGACCCCAUGACGUGCUAUGAACUCAAAAGGGACAUCAAAGCUCAAUUAAUUCUACUUGAACGCCCGAAGCCCUCGGACUCGAGAACAAUACCAAUCAUGGGUAAUGUAAUGGAGCCAGAUUGGGAAGAUGUAGGCGACGAAAUCUUCAAAGGUCGAUUUCCAGACCAGCAGGUGUCCAUGUUUCACCUCUUGGAUGGGGCACUGAAGGGGGGCCAAUUUAAUAGAGGCAAGUUCGAAAGAACUCCCAAGAAGACUCUAGAGGAUGAACUCUGCCCUCGGAAGUUGAGAUACUACCACAUUCCAGUCAAUAAUAUGCUGGAAGAGUUGGCUUCUUCAGAUGGAAUGUAUGGCUUGUACUAUGAACAAGCAGUGCUCCAGGCCCCUCUUCACACUCCCCGCGAGCGAUCAUAUUCUGGCGCACGAUCCAAGCAAUUGCGAGCUACUUCAAUGAGCCUCACCCUGAUCCAGGUCAAGAUUUCGACCCCUCAACCAAAAUGGUCUUGCGAGACGACUGCUGGAGAGGUCAAGAACAUGGAAACGAGCCACACUCGAUGGUUCACAACCGCCAUCUGCGUCCCAUAUCCCGACGAUGCUUACCACAAGGGAGAGAGCAGCCUCGUCCUAUUUAUGCCUUUCCUACACUGGGAGACGGACAGGAGACGAGAUCAGGCUGCAAACCUGAUUGAACGGCUUGCAGAUGAGCACGAAUUGGACCUGAGAGAAACGGCCCACAUGUGGAAGGAGAUUCGGAAAGACAAUCGAAAGGGUCUCCUCAAAUUAUCCCCGCCCGUUCCUGUCCCGAAAAGUUCAGAGUACAAGGAGCCAAACUAUUAUAAGACACGAGGCGAGGACAGAGACCAGAUACUGCAAGCCCUUGCAAAGAUAUUGUGGGAGAAAAUACGAAAAGACAGCACUAGGCCAAUGCCCUCAGGUUUGCCACACACAUUGUGGCAGAGGAUUCGGGACGAGGCUUUCGAAGAUGCCUUAAUCAGGGCUUUGAAGAAUGCUUUGUUGGAGAAGGCACGUGCUCAGGAAAUCCCUCAAAUACUGCAGAAGUUCAUCUCGAACCCAGGCGUUGAUGAAAAGGAGCAACCGGUAUAUGACUGGGACAACACUUUCUGGAGGAUCAAGGAGGCUGGGAAAGGCUAUCCCACACCGCACGCUCUGGAGGACAUAUUCUGGGAAGAGAUUAAGAAGGCCAGGAAAAUAGCUGACACCAGAAGAGGAUUGAAAGUUGAAAGUGACGAAGACGCGGGAGAAGUUCAAGGCGAGAACGUGGUCGUCUACCAAUCGCACAGUGCGUUCCCAGGCAAGGAUGGGUCAUCAAGAAAGAUCUUCCAGUCCCCCACGACUAUAUUCAAGGGGGUCAAGGUCGACGAAUAUGGAUUCCCUCGACCAAAGAACAGACUCGCCAAAGUAUUGAUCAAGGCCGCAAGGCUUUACGAACAAAUGAUGACGUACCCUGACCAAAGGAUCAUGGAGAAGGACCUCUUCUCCGAUCCACCGCUUCACCCGCGUCGGACAUUGGACCAGGCAUAUUUUUGGAGGUUACGGACCACACGUAACCGAGAUCGGGACCAAGUCGUCUAUCGGCACACCAAUGCGGAAUUCGCACACAAGUAUCGACCGCAAGAUACAACCCAUACAGGCUCUAGGAAACCGAUGUCAUCCACGAAUAGCAAAAGUCGCCCUGCCAGUGACCAAUCCGACACAACAGAGGCAGAGAACUGGCAGUGGAGUCGACAUGGCCAGUUUGAAGACGAAUACGGGUGCGCACAGUGCGACGCAGACAUCCGCAAAGUAUCAAGAGCAGUCAUGGUCGAUCAGUUGUGGAUGUGGGUAUUAGAUAAAGACACAAUCCUCACAUGCUUUCCUCAGAGGUACGGGAUGUCCUACAAGGACGACUCGGGUGUACACCAGUCAAUCCGAACGAGGGUCAAAACCCGCAGCAACCCAGACAAUCACGUCCGAUCUAUAUUCGAUCUUGCGCUGAUCAUCCUGGACGAGUGCUUCAACACCUUCUUCAACAGAACCCGAACAGCCGACAAGCGGCCGCAAGUCAUUGACAUGUUCUCCGAGAGCAUUGGCCGAGUCGCCGUUGCCUUUAGACACCUGUGGAGCCUCUCGGAGCGCCUCACAGCAUUCUACCAAAUCGGAGUCGAGGAAAAGGUCGACCCAGCCAUUUACCAAUCUGGAGUAGAAGACGAGGUCGACCCAAGAAUCAUGCUUGCCCUGCUCAACGUGACCCCGGAGGCAGAGCUGCAGCGCGAGAUCCGCGACAUAAUUGACGAGCUGAACAUCAUGCUCCAUAUCGUGGGGCAGCAACAGGAGGUGAUUAAGCGGUUCGUCAGGUUCGCUGAGGAGAUCCUUAGGUCAACUAAAUCGAACCCCACGAAGUCUCUGGGGCAGGCUGUGUCCGCUACGCCGGUUGACGUGCUGAGCAUCGUGAACGAUCAGAUCAACUCGUUCGAGACCCGCAAGGUGGACCUACUCUCCGAAGUUGAGAACCGAAUCAAGGAGCUCGAAGGACUAAAGGCCAGCGCGCUGAGCACUGCGGAGAACGUAAAUGACCUCCUAAGCCUGAAGCAGCAGCAAGCUAGUGUUGUGCAAGCCUAUGAGGCUAUGAAGCAAGGGGAGGAGACGGUGAGCCAGGGAAAGGCUAUCAUGGUCUUCACGGUCAUGACCAUCCUCUUCCUGCCAUUGUCGUUCAUGAGCAGCCUCUUCGGCAUGAAUGCUGUGGAGCUUACGGGCUCAGACCCGUCCCCAGACGCAAGCGACUCGUCGCGGCCGGUGCCCGACGAGAUCGUGUCCUUCUGGCCGAUCACCUUCAAGAGGCAGAUCCUGAUCAUGUUCACCGUCUCCUUCGGAGCCGUCCUAGCAGUGAUCAUCCCAGCCUUCAGCCCCUUCGCCCGCGCCGCCAUCGGCUCCGCCCUGCGCUACGCGGCCGCCCGGAGCAUCACCGUAGUGCCACUGUACCGGUUCUGGCUGGGCCGCGGGUGGAGCAGCAGGCGGCUGCGGGCCAGGACGGGCGCCGCCGUGCGGGACCUGAAGCACGCGGUGCGCGAGGCCGUGAAGCGCCAGCGGCUGGAGGAGUCCGAGGUCCGCGACGGCGUGAGGGCGGCCCCGGGGACAGGGGCCGCGGCAGUUGAGGGCGUGCCUGGGGCUAGGUCGCGGCAGAGAUGGGCUCCGUCGCGAGGGAAGGGAGAUGCUGUGUAG